Molecule: messenger RNA, 1845 nt
Organism: Tetrahymena thermophila SB210
Lineage: Eukaryota; Ciliophora; Oligohymenophorea; Hymenostomatida; Tetrahymenidae
Product: kinase domain protein
Exons: 1
Biological process (GO): protein phosphorylation
Molecular function (GO): protein binding; ATP binding; protein kinase activity
Source: RefSeq, a predicted model, not a curated record
AUGAGUGAUUGGAAAUAAUAUGUCUAACUUUUAUCUAAAUAGGUUUUAACUUAAUUAGAGACAGAGCUUUUUAAUAUUGGUUUCUGCGAUAUAUAAUAUAUGUAUGAAUCUAAUUAUCAUUUAUACUUAAAAGCAUAUUGUAGCCUAUAAUAGAUAAAUACUGGCUUAAAAAUAUCAAGAGAAACUUUAUAAAAGGCUGAGCAAAUUCAUAGAGAGUGGGAGGUAGUUUAUGGUUCAAAUAAAAAAAAUAUUUUUGAAAAGUGUUAAAAAAAUUAUGUGAAUCAAAUCUAUAAUGUUCAUUAUAUUACAAGCAUUAAGUGUUGUGUGGUUGUUCAAGAAUUAUUUUCUUACACAUUAGAAUAAGAAAUAUAAAUGCUCAGACAAAAAAAUGAGUGGUUUUCAAUAGAAUAAAUGUGUUAAAUAAUUAUUCAACUGUGCAUUGGUUUAACACAAAUCCAUCAGUAAAAGCUUAUUCACUGUGAUAUCAAACCUGAAAAUGUGGUUAAAACUUUGGAUGGAAAUUAUAAGUUGGCUAACUUAGGGUUCUCAAAGCUAAAUCAAAAGUAUUAAGAAUAUAAAAUAUAUUAUUUAGCUUUCUCUUAAAACUAUAUAUCACCAGAAAUAUCAUAUAAAAUAGAGAAAGACCAAUCUAUUAAAAUUACUCAUAAGACUGAUAUUUAUUCGCUCUGUUUGGUAAUAUUAGAAGUUCUUAAUUUUAACUUAUCAAAGUUCAAUGCAUUAAACAUUUUAUUAAAUGACUUUUAAUAAUCUUCUACUUUUUCAAAUUCUUCUAUCGAAGAAUGUUAAAAAUCCUUUGAGUUCGAUGAUGUUUACGAUUUAUUUUGUAAAAAAUGUUUCAAUUAAGACCCUCAUAAGAGAUGCGACUCUUAUGAAAUAUUGCUUAAUUUACUACCUUUACUACCACUAACUAUCAAUAAUCAAAUAUUUUUAUAAAAUUAUGUUAGUAAUUAGUUAAGAGAAGAUCCUUAUCAAAAUGCUAACAACAUUUCUUAUGCUUUACAUAAUAAAUUGUAUAAUUCAUUAAUACUAAUCUUCUUAAGUGAAUAGCAAGAUAUUUAAGCACAUGGUAAAAUGAAUUUAUACUAAAAUAGUGCUAAAAAUUAUCUUGAAGUUGGCUAACUAAGUGAAUCAUUAGAUUUAUUUUUGAAAGCACUAGAUAUUGCAGAAUAAGAAUCAACUGAAAGAUAAGAGUAAGCUUAGAUUUUAGAGUAGAUAAGUUUGGUGUACAAUAGAUAAGGAAACUAUGAAUUAGGAUAUUAAUAUGCUUAAAGCAGCUUGAAUUUGAUACAAUCUAUAUAUAACAAUAGUAACCAUGAGUUGAUUGCUUAAAGUUUACACAGAAUGAGCACAUCUUACCAAUUACUAAACAAUUCAGAAAAAUCCUUCUAUUAUGCAGAAAAGGCUCUUUAAAUGAGAUAAAUAAUUUAUGGAAAAGCAAAAAAUGAAUAGCUAGCUGAUUCUUUAGAUUAAAUGAGUAACUCUUAUUAUUUAACAGGUGAUUUCAACUCUGCUUUACAAUUUUGUAUAUAGUCUUUAGAGAUUAUCCAAUAAAUUUAUAAAAGUCCUCAUCCAAAGAUAUAGUUGUCUCUUAACAAUUUAGCUUGCAUUUAUUACUAACAAAAUAAUUUUGAAAGUUCAGCAAAAUUCUUUUAUUAAGGGUUAGAAAUGGCAUUAUAAUUAUAUGGCUUUUUCCAUCCAUUAGUUUAAAAAAUAACUGAAAAUUUUGUUUAUGUACUAAAUUUAUUGAAAGACUAAUAGCAAAUAGACAAAUAUAAAAACGAUCUAAUUAGAAUUUAAAAUGCAUUUGAUUUAGAAAACUUUUGA